Molecule: messenger RNA, 4314 nt
Organism: Emys orbicularis (European pond turtle)
Lineage: Eukaryota; Metazoa; Chordata; Testudines; Emydidae
Gene: NOS1
Product: nitric oxide synthase 1
Exons: 27
Coding region: 1-4314 (1437 amino acids)
Biological process (GO): nitric oxide biosynthetic process
Molecular function (GO): heme binding; NADP binding; calmodulin binding
Source: RefSeq, a predicted model, not a curated record
AUGGAAGAGAAUGUGUUCAGUGUGCAGCAGAUACAGCCCAAUGUCAUUUCGGUGAGACUCUUCAAGCGCAAGGUUGGGGGUCUCGGGUUCCUGGUGAAGGAACGCGUCAACAAGCCCCCAGUAAUCAUCUCCGACCUGAUCCGGGGAGGGGCAGCUGAGCAAAGUGGGCUCAUCCAGGCUGGGGACAUUAUCCUGGCAGUCAAUGGCCGGCCCCUGGUGGACAUGAGUUAUGAGAGUGCCCUGGAGAUCCUGAGGAGCAUCGCCUCAGAGACCUAUGUGGUUCUGAUCCUGAGAGGUCCCGAGGGCUUCACCACUCAUCUGGAGACCACCUUUGCCGGUGAUGGGAUGCCAAAGACCGUUAGAGUAACCAGACCUUUGUGCCCAACUGCCAAAGCGGUCGACUUGUCCAAUCCAAGCAUUCACGGCAGAGAUCUGCAGCAGGGUGCAGACCAUACCAUGGGCUCGGCUAGUUCAGCAUGGGCCAGGGAGAACGGGCAGGAAGCAGAGUCCCUUGUGCACGUCAAUGGUGUGGUUACCAGCACCAAAGGCGAGGACUCUUUGAAGGGAAGGGACAAUGCCAGUGCCAAUCCUUGCCUCAACGGUGGGGUCGAAAACAAUGAGCUGCUAAAAGAAAUAGAGCCAGUCCUGAAACUCCUGAAGAGCGGCAGUAAGGAACUCAACGGAGACGCGCCAACCAAGGUGGAGACAAGAGAUAUAGAAGUCCAGGUGGACUGUUUCAGGGAAGUGGACAAGUCCCAGAAACCUGUGCCAGCCGGGAUGGAAAAUGACCGAGUUUUCAAUGACCUGUGGGGGAAGAGCGACACACCCGUCGUCCUGAACAACCCCUACUCGGAAAAGGAGCAGCCACCGCCAUCUAGCAGACAGUCCCCAACUAAGAACUUGGUGAAUGGAAGCCCGUCUAAGUGCCCACGGUUUGCCAAAGUCAAGAACUGGGAGACUGGCUCGGUGCUUCAUGAUACCUUACAUCUCAAGACAGCCAUGGCCAGUGCGUGUACAGAGCAGAUCUGCAUGGGCUCAAUAAUGACGCCCACCCAGCAUAUCCGGAAGCCAGAAGACACCAGGACAAAAGAGCAGCUGCUCUCCUUGGCUAAGGACUUCAUUGAUCAGUACUACUCCUCCAUAAAGAGGUUUGGCUCCAAGGCCCACGUGGAGAGGCUGGAAGAAGUGACCAAGGAGAUUGAAACCACAGACACCUACCAGCUGCGGGACACAGAGCUGAUCUACGGAGCAAAGCACGCCUGGCGUAAUGCAUCCCGCUGCGUGGGCAGGAUUCAGUGGUCCAAGCUACAGGUGUUUGAUGCACGAGACUGCACCACAGCCCAUGGGAUGUUCAAUUACAUCUGCAACCACAUCAAAUACGCCACCAACAAAGGGAACCUCAGGUCUGCUAUCACCAUCUUCCCCCAGAGGACAGAUGGCAAGCAUGACUUCCGAGUCUGGAAUGCCCAGCUCAUCCGCUAUGCUGGCUACAAGCAGCCAGACGGUACCAUUCUGGGAGACCCAGCCAACAUGGAGCUCACAGAGAUCUGCAUCCAGCAAGGGUGGAAGGCACCCAAGGGGCGAUUUGAUGUCCUGCCACUCCUCCUCCAGGCCAACGGCAAUGAUCCGGAGCUCUUUGAGAUCCCCCCGGAGCUGGUGCUGGAAGUACCCAUCAGGCAUCCCAAGUUUGCCUGGUUUAAGGACCUGGGGCUGAAGUGGUACGGUUUGCCAGCGGUGUCCAGCAUGCUGCUAGAGAUCGGAGGCCUGGAGUUCACUGCCUGCCCCUUCAGCGGCUGGUACAUGGGCACUGAGAUCGGCGUCCGCGAUUACUGUGAUAACUCUCGCUACAACAUGCUGGAGGAAGUAGCCAAAAAGAUGAACCUGGACAUGAGGAAAACCUCCUCACUGUGGAAAGACCAGGCGCUGGUGGAGAUUAACAUCGCUGUUCUGUACAGCUUCCAGAGCGACAAGGUGACCAUUGUGGACCAUCACUCAGCCACAGAGUCCUUCAUCAAGCACAUGGAGAAUGAGUAUCGCUGCCGCGGGGGGUGCCCUGCUGACUGGGUCUGGAUCGUCCCCCCGAUGUCCAGCAGCAUCACCCCAGUCUUCCAUCAGGAAAUGCUCAACUAUCGGCUCACGCCCUCCUUCGAGUACCAGCCUGACCCUUGGAACACGCACAUCUGGAAAGGGGUCAAUGGGACUCCCACCAAAAAGAGAGCCAUCGGUUUUAAAAAGCUGGCCAAAGCCGUGAAGUUCUCUGCCAAGCUGAUGGGGCAGGCAAUGGCCAAGAGGGUCAAAGCAACCAUCCUCUAUGCCACGGAAACGGGGAAGUCCCAGGUCUAUGCAAAAACCUUAUGUGAAAUCUUCAAGCACGCUUUCGAUGCCAAGGUGAUGUCCAUGGAUGAGUACGACAUAGUCCACCUGGAACAUGAAACCCUCGUCCUGGUGGUCACGAGCACCUUCGGCAACGGAGACCCACCGGAGAAUGGGGAGAAAUUCGGCUGUGCGAUGAUGGAAAUGAGGAAUCCCAACUCUCACCUGGAAGAGAGGAAGAGCUACAAGGUCCGUUUUAACAGCGUCUCCUCUUACUCGGACGCACGGAAGUCUUCGAGCGACGGGCCUGAAGCCAGGGACAACUUUGAGAGCACAGGGCCUCUGGCUAAUGUCAGGUUCUCGGUGUUCGGCCUAGGAUCACGUGCCUACCCCCACUUCUGCGCCUUUGCCCGUGCCGUCGACACCCUGCUGGAGGAGCUGGGAGGGGAGCGCAUCCUCCGCAUGGGGGAGGGGGAUGAGCUCUGUGGCCAGGAAGAGUCUUUCAGGACGUGGGCCAAAAAGGUUUUCAAGGCAGCGUGCGAUGUGUUCUGUGUGGGAGAUGAUGUGAACAUUGAGAAGGCCAACAACUCCCUCAUCAGCAACGACCGGAGCUGGAAGAGGAGCAAGUUCCGCCUGACCUACGUGGCUGAGGCCCCCGAGCUCACGCAAGGUCUGUACAGUAUUCACAAAAAGCGAGUCUAUGCCGCCCGGCUUCUCACGCGCCAGAAUCUGCAGAGCCCAAAAUCCAGUCGGUCAACGAUUUUCCUGCGACUUCACACCAACGGGCAGCAGGAGCUGCGCUACCAGCCUGGAGACCACCUGGGAGUGUUUCCAGGCAACCACGAGGACUUGGUCAGCGCCCUGAUGGAGAGACUCGAGGACGCACCCCCAGCCAACCAGUUGGUGAAGGUGGAGCUCUUGGAGGAGAGGAGCACAGCUUUAGGUGUCAUCAGUAACUGGACGGAUGAGAACCGCAUCCCACCCUGCACCAUCUUCCAGGCGUUUAAGUGCUACCUGGACAUCACCACGCCUCCCACCCCACUGCUGCUGCAGCAGUUUGCCUUACUGGCCACCAACGACAAGGAGAAGAAACGUCUGCAGGUCCUUAGCAAGGGCUUGCAGGAGUACGAGGAAUGGAAAUGGUCCAAGAACCCCACCAUAGUGGAGGUGCUAGAGGAGUUCCCGUCUGUGCAGAUGCCCUCCACCCUGCUGCUCACCCAGCUGCCCGUGCUGCAGCCUCGCUAUUAUUCCAUCAGCUCCUCCCCCGACAUGUCCCCGGACGAGGUGCACCUCACCGUGGCCGUGCUCUCCUACCGCACUAGAGAUGGGGAAGGACCGAUCCACCACGGGGUAUGUUCCUCCUGGUUCAACCGGAUACAGGCUGACGAAGUUGUGCCCUGUUUUGUAAGAGGAGCUGCUGGGUUCCACAUGCCACAAGAUCCCCAGGUUCCCUGCAUCCUGAUUGGCCCAGGUACGGGAAUCGCCCCGUUCCGGAGCUUUUGGCAGCAGCGGCUCUUUGAAAUCGAGCACAAAGCACUGAAGCCCUGUCCGAUGAUUUUGGUCUUUGGGUGCCGACAGUCCAAGAUCGACCACAUUUACAAAGAGGAGACCCUCCUAGCCAAAAACAAAGGCAUCUUCAAAGAGCUGUACACAGCCUAUUCCCGGGAACCAGACAAACCAAAGAAAUACGUGCAGGACGUGCUGCAGGAGCAGCUGGCUCAGUCUGUGUACAAAGCGCUGAAGGAGCAGGGAGGCCACAUCUACGUGUGCGGGGACGUCACCAUGGCCGGGGAUGUCUUCAAGGCCAUUCAGCGCAUCGUGAAGCAGCAGGGGCAGCUGUCGGUGGAGCAGGCUGGCGCUUUCAUUAGCAAGCUGAGGGAUGACAACCGAUACCACGAGGAUAUUUUUGGAGUCACCUUGCGUACAUAUGAAGUGACUAACCGCCUUAGAUCUGAGUCGAUUGCAUUCAUUGAGGAAAGCAAAAAGGACACGGAUGAGUGA